Messenger RNA from Solenopsis invicta (red fire ant), 1393 nucleotides. RefSeq names its product transmembrane protein 216. The coding region runs from base 408 to 836 and encodes 142 amino acids. The transcript has a single exon. NCBI's taxonomy places the organism in Eukaryota, Metazoa, Arthropoda, Insecta, Hymenoptera, Formicidae. Gene Ontology annotation, biological process: non-motile cilium assembly. The record is from RefSeq and is a predicted model, not a curated record. Gene Ontology annotation, cellular component: ciliary transition zone.
UGAGUUUGCGUCAUUGCGCGCGCACGGUGUCGCUCGCGAAUCUAGCGAUAUAAAAAUAAACGCGUUAUGAGCCGCAUGAGCGAUGAGCAUGGGAAUUGAAUUCGCAGGGUUUGAUACACAAGUCGCAUUACUCCCUUGCACCCCGCAAACGAGCUGGUAUAACAGAUAUAUUAAGCCGCGGAGCGUGCAUCGUAACGAGAGGAAAAUAAAGUGACGCUAAGGGACGAGAGAGAUCCUUUCGUCACUCCUUUUCUUGGAAAAUGGUUCGUGAUUAAAAGGAGUAGCUAGUUAACAGUUGUGUACGAACGAUGCCAUUCGUUGGACUGUGCAACAUUCAUUCGUAAAGCCGGCUCCGAAGCUUUCUACCGCUGGCGGCGUUCGAGUGAAGAGGGUGUCGUCCAGUGACAAUGACCAUCGUAGCCAACUCCUCGCUCACGUACGAGAUUCUGAUGUAUCUUAAUUCCUUUUACUUCGGCAUGUUCGCCGUGUGCGAGCUGAGCAUGAGGAUAUUCAAGACCAUGAAUCUGCCGUCGCCGGGCGCAAGCAAGACCUUGACAGAAUUCGCGCUGCUGUUCUUCUUGAUACUCACGGAGAGCGGUAGAAUUUAUCUGGGAAGAAAGGGAAAUCUGACUGAACGUGGGCUACCGAUCCUCAUUGGGAUCUUCCUGACUGUUCCCAGUUCCCUGGCAACGGUCUACUUCCUGCUCUGGCAGGACUACGUACUCAAAUUGGAGGUGAUCCUUUGCAGCAUACAGUUGGUUUUACUGGCGUCCGAGGUGAUCAUUGCGAUCAUGUGCCUUAUAGCCAUCUACCGACCGUCAAUCCCUGGGAAAUAAUUAGCUGUUGCCGUUAUUAAUUGUAUUCUAGUCGCACCAUGACUUUUUCAUGUUCCAUACUUGUCACACUUAAAUAUAAUCUCUUUCAAGUGUCGUUGAUUCAUCAAAAUCAAAGUGCUUACUAGUGUUUUUGUCACACAAUAAGACUUCUCAGUGUGUACAAUUUUUAUUAUUAUAUUUCUACGUGUAAGAGACAACCCUAUAAAAGAGUACCACAUUAUUUUCUCAACAAUCUUAUGUAAAUUCAUGUAAAUCCUGCAUACUACUUUUGCUGCAAAUAUUUUUUAGUAAAAUAUAAAAGACUGGUAAUAAAAAAUUUGUAUGCUAUUUAUAUACGACUUCUACGCAAUUAAAAUUAUAACACUGCCAUUUAUAAAUUCUCACAUUUAAGCAUAAAUGUGUAACUGUGUCAUAAAGGACAAAAGGGACUGUAUGUAAAGUAUGUAAUGCUAUAUUCCUAUUUCUAUAUUGGACGUAAUUAUUUAUGGUAAGAAAUUUGCACAUAUGUUUGUUGUGUAUAUGCAUUUUUAUCAAAAUAAAUAUUUUUCAAAUAAAUA